Impatiens glandulifera is the source of this 1827-nucleotide messenger RNA. RefSeq names its product adenosylhomocysteinase 1. Gene Ontology annotation, molecular function: adenosylhomocysteinase activity. Bases 77 to 1534 code for a protein of 485 amino acids. The transcript has 2 exons. Gene Ontology annotation, biological process: L-methionine cycle. Gene Ontology annotation, cellular component: cytosol. The record is from RefSeq and is a predicted model, not a curated record. Lineage: Eukaryota; Viridiplantae; Streptophyta; Magnoliopsida; Ericales; Balsaminaceae.
CCUCCAUUUUCGUCGUCCGCAGCCUUUCUUUCAUCUUCAUUCUCAGAUCUCAGAUCUCAUUUUCAGAUCCAAAACAAUGGCUCUCCUCGUCGAGAAAACCACUUCCGGUCGUGAAUACAAGGUCAAGGACAUGUCUCAAGCCGACUUCGGUCGUCUCGAGAUCGAACUCGCCGAGGUUGAAAUGCCCGGUCUCAUGUCCUGCCGUACUGAAUUCGGUCCUUCUCAACCAUUCAAGGGUGCAAGAAUCACCGGAUCUCUUCACAUGACCAUCCAGACUGCCGUCCUCAUCGAAACCCUAACCGCACUUGGUGCUGAAGUCAGAUGGUGUUCAUGCAACAUCUUCUCGACUCAGGACCAUGCUGCUGCUGCUAUUGCUCGUGAUUCGGCUGCUGUGUUCGCAUGGAAGGGUGAAACUUUACAGGAGUAUUGGUGGUGUACUGAACGUGCUUUGGAUUGGGGUCCUGGUGGUGGACCAGAUCUGAUUGUUGAUGAUGGUGGUGAUACUACUCUUCUUAUUCAUGAAGGUGUUAAAGCUGAGAUUGAGUUUGAAAAGACUGGUGCUUUUCCUGAUCCCACUUCUACUGAUAAUGCGGAGUUUCAGAUUGUUCUUUCUAUUAUCCGUGAUGGGUUGAAGGUUGAUCCCAAGAAGUACCAUAAGAUGAAUGAGAGACUUGUUGGUGUUUCUGAAGAGACCACCACUGGUGUCAAGAGGCUUUACCAGAUGCAGUCGAAUGGAACUCUCUUGUUCCCUGCUAUCAAUGUCAAUGACUCUGUCACCAAGAGCAAGUUCGAUAACUUGUAUGGUUGCCGUCACUCUCUCCCUGAUGGUUUGAUGAGGGCUACUGAUGUUAUGAUUGCCGGAAAGGUAGCUGUGAUCUGUGGUUUCGGAGAUGUUGGAAAGGGUUGUGCUGCUGCCAUGAAACAAGCUGGUGCCCGUGUGAUUGUUACUGAGAUCGAUCCAAUCUGUGCUCUUCAAGCACUGAUGGAAGGUUACCAGGUCCUAACACUAGCGGAUGCUGUCUCAGAUGCUGACAUCUUCGUGACCACCACAGGAAACAAGGACAUCAUCAUGUUGAGCGACAUGAAGAAGAUGAAGAACAACGCAAUCGUGUGCAACAUUGGUCAUUUCGACAAUGAAAUCGACAUGCUUGGACUUGAGACAUACCCAGGAGUGAAGAGGAUCACAAUCAAGCCACAGACAGACAGGUGGGUGUUCCCUGAUACCAAGACUGGUAUCAUCAUCCUUGCUGAGGGUAGGUUGAUGAACUUGGGUUGUGCUACUGGACAUCCUAGCUUUGUCAUGUCUUGCUCGUUCACAAACCAGGUGAUUGCUCAGCUUGAGCUGUGGAAGGAGAAGGAUACAGGAAAGUAUGAGAAGAAGGUUUAUGUUUUGCCCAAGCAUCUUGAUGAGAAGGUUGCUGCUCUUCAUUUGGCUAAGCUUGGGGCUAGACUGACCAAGUUGAGCAAGGACCAGGCUGAUUACAUCAGUGUGCCUGUUGAGGGUCCAUACAAGCCUCCACACUACAGGUACUAGGUUGAAGAUGAAUCGAUCGAUGAAGAAUGAAUGGGUAAGAGAAGACCCUUCUUUUGGUUUUUCAUCCUUGAUUCGAACUAGAACAAUUCAUAUCCAGUUUUUUUUUUUUGCUUUUUUUCUUUGAAUUUUGCUUUAUGAAGGUUGUUUGGGUUGUUGGGUUAUGGAAAAUUUGGUCUCUUUUUUUUGGUUUAAAAAGAGGACCGAACAUGAAGGGAAUGGUGGCAGAAUAAGGUUCAGAGUUGUUUUGCUUGUGUCGGUUGGUAUUAUUAUUAAUUAAUUUUGCACUUUUUCAA